AUGAAAAUCUGGUGCCGGUUGUAUACAUUGUAUUAUACUCUGCUAUUGUCAACCGGUUUAAUUCGGGCGGAAAAUGUCGCUUCUUAUCCUGUUCCUUGUAUUAUGCGUCACUGCUGCAGUAGGCUACUUUAUCGUCAAGUUCAUCCUUAUUUACCAAAUUAUUCACUUCCUUUUCAGAAAAAGAAAAAUAUCGUUGCUAGUGCUAGUAAAUCGCGCGAGGAAGGAAUUACUACUGCGAAAGCUGUGGAUCCAUUGUCUGAAAACAGUAGUGGAAAGACCGCCGCUGGUAUGGACACGUCGGGAAAAGAAUUGGGUAAAAAUGCUGGCAAAAAAAAGAAGAAAAGAAGCAGUAAAGGGAAGAAAAUGAGGAAACAGUGA
This is a messenger RNA of Thelazia callipaeda (thelaziosis nematode), 378 nucleotides long. The record is from the annotation of a GenBank genome assembly. NCBI's taxonomy places the organism in Eukaryota, Metazoa, Nematoda, Chromadorea, Rhabditida, Thelaziidae.